AUGGCUACCCAGGCAUACCGAAACAUUAUGCGCGCCGCGCGUGUCGCCUUCAACGGCGAUGCCCCUGUCCUCCUCGAAGCAAAGAACCAGAUUCGCCAGAGCUUUCUCUCCAACGCGAAGAUGGGCGCCGCUGAGCCAGCCACCGCCGAGGCCAUUCAGCAUGCCAACGAGGUUGCCAACUUCCUCCGAGUAAACCUCGUCCAGGGUCGCAAGAUGGGAGACGCCGACAACACAUACCAAUUACGCAUUCACAAGGAUACCGAGCGAGGCGAUAACGAUUCCAUUAAGACAGCUGGUGCCGGCGUCUCCGGAGGUGGUUGCGGAUGCAAAUAA
[Torrubiella] hemipterigena is the source of this 333-nucleotide messenger RNA. The record is from the annotation of a GenBank genome assembly. Lineage: Eukaryota; Fungi; Ascomycota; Sordariomycetes; Hypocreales; Clavicipitaceae.